GAUUUUGCACAGUUGGCAAGUCAAAAACUGGAUCCUUCAUUGGGCGUAAGGAAGGACGAUUCCUUUUCUGAAACAGCAUUAAAAGACAUACAUCAGGAGCUGAUUAACUCCCAUUAUCAUACGCACAAAGAGUUGAAACAUAAGGAAGAGUUUAAGUGCCCAUUAACCCAAAAAGGUAGCAGCUUAUGUAGCGAGGAAGGAGAUGUGAAUAACUUCCAUGUAUCUACUUGUCAUAUCAUCAGGACAAUUUUAAAUGAUCCCUCUACAGCCCCGAGUUCUGAUGGACUGCCUGGCAGAGAAGUGUGCAACUCCUUUGGCUGUGGAUCUUUACUGAUUACAGUUACGCAAGACUGCAGGGUCAUCGAGUCUCUCGAUGGAAGGGACUACCCAACAUUGAAUGUAGUUCACACACCGACAGUGUCUGAUGAACACGGUUGCAAAAAGCAGAAGGUUUUUGAGACUGAUGAAUUCAUCCAUUAUUUACUAAACUACUAUCAGACACCACGCUAUGCACGUGUUUGCUUAGAGCCAAAAACCACUGCAAACAAGUGCUGGUGGAAGAGAGUGGUGUCUGAUGAUGAUAGUGAUUUUGACAUCAGCUUGAGUAACAAACAUGGUCAGCACUUCAGAGAAGUGAGUCCUGUACAAAACCUCAACAAGAGAAAUUGUAGUAGUGAUGAUAAUUAUAGACUGGUGAUCACUGUUGGGGAACUUGAGUCAACAGACACAGUGUUAGAAAACAAGACCUAUGGGGGUAGGUUUGCAAAAAAGUUGCAAGUGCAGAGGAAUGACUCACUCACUGUUGAUAACUUACCACAUGCUGGACUGAAUCAUUCUUUGGAUUGCACUGCUGUUACUCGUGAUAAGGAGUUCAAACAAGAAGAUGAUAGCGAUGAAGCUACCGUACCAUACAAGACAUGUAGAUCUGCUUGCAGAUUAAAGGAUUUGUUGGAAGAGAUCAGUGAUUCCGAGUACUUUAGAGAGGCAUGUAGCAGCUCAGUGAAGAGAACAGAAAGAAGGUGUGAAGAAAUUUACAGCAACUGUAAUAAAGGGUGCUUGCCUGCAAGAGCUGGCGAAAGAAAAUUACUGGUUUACCUUAAAAAUGUAACUCUGGAAGGUCAAGAGAAGGAAAGCAGUAAAUGUAGCUUCUGCUCUAAUUCUGUCCAUGCGGGCUUGGCAAGGCAGUGUGAACAUAAGCUUAAAAAGUCGUGCAAGAGGUCUAGUAGUAAAUUAAGACAUGAAGGACAUAAAAGUGAGGGACAAUCCAGGGAAGAGGAGAGAAAUGCUCGCACAAUGAAGAAAAAGCGAAAAAAGCUUUCUUCUAAUCUUUUCUCUGAUGAAUGUGGCUUUUCAGAGACGGACAGUUGCAUGCAGCUGGAAUCACUCAGAAAGAUACAAAGAAAAUGUAAGAAAAUGUUCCACAACAAAGUGAAAUUCAAGACACUUCACACCGCCAUAGCAGCACCAGAUGUUACUCCUCAUGAUGGCUCGCCACUUCAGGAGACCCUCCAGAGGACAGGAGAUGAGAGGAAAUUAAUGUUGAGAAGAGAGAUGGAUGCAGAUGUCAGAGGAUGCCCUCUAUUUCCUCUUGAGAUGAUUCAGACAAACCCCUGCUCAGAUACUUUCUGUGGAGCAGAGCCCAGAAGAGGAUGCUGAACAGCUACUAUAUAAUAGCUCUUCUAUAGAAGUGGGAGAAGAAAGCCCUUUGACCAUUAAAAGGUGUAUGAA
Molecule: messenger RNA, 1728 nt
Organism: Fulmarus glacialis (Northern fulmar)
Lineage: Eukaryota; Metazoa; Chordata; Aves; Procellariiformes; Procellariidae
Product: A-kinase anchor protein 17B-like
Exons: 2
Source: RefSeq, a predicted model, not a curated record